This is a messenger RNA of Synchytrium microbalum, 1803 nucleotides long. RefSeq lists its product as uncharacterized. The record is from RefSeq and is a predicted model, not a curated record. NCBI's taxonomy places the organism in Eukaryota, Fungi, Chytridiomycota, Chytridiomycetes, Synchytriales, Synchytriaceae. Gene Ontology annotation, molecular function: RNA polymerase II cis-regulatory region sequence-specific DNA binding; DNA-binding transcription factor activity, RNA polymerase II-specific. Gene Ontology annotation, biological process: regulation of transcription by RNA polymerase II. The coding region runs from base 1 to 1803 and encodes 600 amino acids. The transcript is spliced from 6 exons.
AUGCAGCAACGAGUCCUGACUCCUCCAUUGAGUGACAACGGUACUUCAAUCGACUUUGGUAGUAGACUCGCAACCCCCAGACGCACGCCCUCUUUGCCUAUUGGGGAAAAGAUGGAUGCUCCUUUAAAUGCACAAAAAGUUGGCCCAGAUGCAUCGAAAUCGAACGAUCCGUCUUUUUAUAUACCAAUUCCCAUCCCGCUGCCAACAAGAGGUUUAUCUCUCCAACAGUGCCAGAACCCCUUACAACAAUUCAUCUUCCACUCGCAAAUAUAUGGCAAAGAACAGCCUACACAUCUAUUAUCAUUUUACGAGCAUAGAGUAAACAAGGCUGCACUCGAACUAGUGCUAUCAACGCCAUCCUUGUUGAAAACUCCAGAUCAGUUGAAGGACCGAGCUAUAGCUGCUGCCGCUCCGUUCCAAAACAACACCCCAGGAGCCCGAAUGCACUGGACUACUGGAUCGUUUCCCCAAAAUCCACCACCUGAAACCCUGGCUUUAUUGGGUGUCAGUACAAUAGCAGAAUUACAGUCACGGAUUGCUGCCGAUUGCAUAUGGGAUACGUCAAGUGCACCACAUCCAGCUUUGUAUCCAUCCCAGGCUAACAAGGAUGCUCCAUCUUCAUACAAUAAUGGCCCCAAUUCCAAUCCACCAGGUCGCCCAGCUCCAUACCCAGCCGAUUCAUAUCAAGCGCAGCCAUGGCCAAACUCUCAUAUGCCACAAAGUCCACCACCAAACACAUCUGUAUUUAACAACAUGCCUCCAGGACCAAACACGUAUUAUGAGCGACCACAGCUACCGCCACUACAUCCAUCCCAACAGCCAUAUGGCUACGAUCCAUUCCAUCCUCCUCGUCAACCACAACGUAUUAAUAAUAAUUAUCCAGGCCUACCACCUCUCAACACUCAACCAUCAUCAAUAAAUGCACCACCACAUCAUUACUUCCGUGACGCUCCAAUGCAUCCACCACCACCACCACAACCACAAGAUAACAGUUCCCAAGCCGCUAGGGUUCUAACUCCGACAUCACCAACGGCGCCCUCAGCCCCGCAUUUCAAUCAAUAUAAUCAAUCUGGUGGUAGCAGUAGUAAUAGUAGUAACGUACCACCAGGAAUUGCUCCACCACGAGGACGUCGACCCAACUCAUCAAACAAGGAUAGUCAAUCGCCACCAAAGAAAAGAAAUAGCAAUAGUGGAGGUAGCGAGGAUGAUGAUGAUUCUGGGAAUGAAGGAACUACAGAGAGGAAACUACAUCUAUGCACAGUGCCUGGUUGUGGUAAAAAAUUCACUCGUCGUUACAACUUGAAAUCUCAUCAACGAGCACAUUCAAAUGAUCGUCCGUUCAAAUGUACAUAUUGCAUGACAUCCUUCUCACGAACGCAUGAUCUUCGUCGCCACGUCAAGUCUCUACAUACACAGCAAAAGCCUCAUCAAUGUCCUCAUUGCAAUCUCGCUUUUUCAAGGAGUGAUGCCCUCAAAAGGCACUUGAAACUGGUAUUGGAACGUGGUGGUGUAGUCCCAGAAGUACUCAAAACUGUUGUCUCUGCUCCAUUAAGUAGAGCCGAACUGGAAAAAUUGGUGACUGCAGUUACUUCUCGUUUGAAUCCAACUGCUGAAAAGAAGUCGCAUGCACCAGCCCCCAUAGCAGUCUCUGCCCUACCUGCAAAGAAAGUGCCAGUCACUCGUCCAAACACUCGUCCUCGUCGUGCUCCUCCAAAGAAACGAGACGACAUUGACGAUUCAGACACAGAGGGCUCUGUUGAGGGCUCUGAUGAUUUCUAUAAUGAAGAUGACAAUGAUGAUUGA